Molecule: messenger RNA, 414 nt
Organism: Prorocentrum cordatum
Lineage: Eukaryota; Dinophyceae; Prorocentrales; Prorocentraceae
Source: the annotation of a GenBank genome assembly
UGUCAGCCUUCGUACAACCUACUGCAGCCCGCCUCCAGACUGUAUGCGCACUGUCGUCCACGACCGCCCUGGGAUCGACUGCGGCCCCUGCUCCGGCGCCCCUCCCCGAGAAUAGGGAUCCCCCCCGGCCGCCGCUUGGGCUCCCCACGUUCGCGGAGCGAGCGGCCUGGGGAAUAUUGCAAGUCCGCGCCUUCGACGGCUCGGUGCCCUUCGGCGCACGGGAGCAGCGGGACAACAACGGCAUAAAAAAACACACAAACCUUGGACGGUUCGCGCGGAGCUCUCGGAUCUGCGCUGUGCCCCCCUCCGCGGCGCGCUAACCGCGCGCCGGGGGCGGCGCUGGAGGCGCCGCACCGACCCGAGAAAUCCGCGAUAGCGCGGCCCCGACUGUAUGCCGGUUCUUGUUCGUCGAGG